CCUCCUACUGAACCACCACGUUGGUCCGUGCCUCCCUCUGCAAUUACCUCUUCUCCUGGGCAGCAGUCCUUCGAUGCUCACCUGCCCAUAACAACUACCAGUGCCACCUCGACCUCUGUUACCCCAAACGUCGGCUCUAGUACAAAUGAAGCCGAAAGUAAGACCGAUUCAACCGGUGAACCAGUCUGUUCGAAAGCACCCACUGAUCUUGGCACUCUAUUUGAAGACGGCGAGAUCAGGGACUUUGAGUACGAGUCUAUCUCUUCUAACGAAGAUCCAUUCUCGGAGUCAGAGGAGCAUGAAGCCACAAGCAUAUCUGCGAAGAACUUCGCAUUGGUAGAACAAUCUGACCCACUCUUGGGAAAGUGGAAGUUCGACCCGUAUUCUUUCGUCGACGCUGCUCCUGAAACGUUGCCUGCCACCGCCCGCUUGCGUCUACCUGACCCAUCGUUAACCCUCUUCGAGACCUAUUGUUGGCUUCUUUUGAAACCGACUCCUACCGCUUCUGAGGAGGUUGAGGCAGAGACCACGGUGACGACUGCGGGGGGAGAUAAUGUUCCUGAUGACCUGGCUCCACCCUUCACGGACGCACUCCAGGCCAAACUAGACGCCGACUUUCUUCUGAACAGUCUUCUGGCAGGAUCAAAUUUCCAAUCUCUAGCUACAUCGCAGAUCUUUCAAACUACCAAGCCUGGCCUCUUACAUCCAGUAUCGCCGAUUGCAAUGGUUUGGCCAUGUCUUGCGCAAGCCAUCGACGGACCUCUGCAGAUUGGUUGUGAACCCCUCCCGAAGUGCAACCUAGAGAUACCAACAUGGCGGUCAACUGAAGAAAUGACUCAGCACUGUCAAGUCGGAAGUCGAACGGAUGGGCCUCGUAACCGUUUACGGCUUGCGACACUGGAACAAACACGUUCCAUAAUCCUUCUUGUUUUGCAACUUGCUUUGUCUAACGCGCAUGUUUUGCUUUUAACACCGUCAAUUCUUUCGUCUAGUUGGGUUCUAACCAUGGAGAAGUUAGUGGACAUUCUCCCCUCCGGUUUGGCCUACCUGUCUCUCAACGAAGCGGACGCCUACGAAUUUGUGAUAACCUGCUUGGUUGUUUGGACCUAUGCUGGCCUCGACUUGGACUCGGCACUUACCCAGUCAGAUUCAACCUUCAUUCUUCGACAUCUUCGUGCGGGUAUAGAGCUCGCUGGUGUCAUCCUAUCGACGACUUCCGAGGAUGCCCUCCAUGCUCUUCUGGACUUACUCGAGUCACCCCUAAUGUCCGGACCAUUGCGGGUUGCCGUUGUCGAGGCUCUGGAUCGAAGCACCCGACUUCCUAUUGGUUUGGACGCGUUCUUUGGUCGCAAAACCUCGCCCGAAGAAGCCGACCGUAAAAUCAAGAUGGAGGUAGAGAUGAAGGAAGCAGGAGCCACCAAGAUGGAAUGCUCUGAUGAUGCCGACCAUGAUGGUGGUGGUGAUGAUGCUAAAGCGCUGUUCGAACAGCCGCAUAAUCUCACGCCCUAUCAGCGCCUUGUCCUCUUUAUGUCCACUAACAAGGCAAGUGGCAUGGAAUUUAUACUGAGCGCAUCUACUCAUGCCGCCGUCGCCUCUCAGCGUCUACUCACCAAACUCCACGUGUACGAACUUUUGCUGGAAUUCGACGAAUUCUGUGUGGAGCUCCACACCCUCCCCAACAACAUUUCAACCGCCGACGCACUGACACUUGAAAGUUCCCUGCAAAGCUUCCUCAACGAGUUAACGAAUAUCCUACAAACCGCCAAUACAGGCCUAGCAAACCCCGGCAAAAAAUUGAAGAAUGUUUUGGUUAGGGUGGACAAUUCUAGGUCCGGCAAUGACGCCUACGCAGCGCUCUGUCGUCUUUUGUUAUCUUCGCAUUUUUUCAAUCAUCUGGUCUGGCUCCUGGAGGCUGGCUUUGCAGUCGUCUCUAAACCAAAACCAGAGUCGGAAUCCGAAGUUCCCAUGCAUUUCAUCCUCGCGGCCUGUCUGCCCGCCGCAUUGCGUUGCUUGCAGACAUUAAUCAAUACUCCCUCUACUCUCCUCUUAAUCGCCUCCAAUACCGAUCUCACAAGCAACUUGCUUAAACUCCUGUUGGGAACCGACUCUUCAGGCCUACUUGAGCCCGCCUUGCUGGCAAAAAGAGAACUAAUAGGUCUGGAAUUGGCAACUAAACUGGAAGCCCUCCAUUGGGUCGACCAUUUGAUAGACAUAACUCGUCAAAAAGGUGUCGCAGGUCUCCAAGCGUACAUCCACGACCGCUUAACCGAAGAAACCUCCCAGACGGAGGACACACAACGGGACGGCCUAUAUGAUGCUCUUUUCGGUCUCGCACGACUCUUCGUCUCCACUUGCAGUACUCGUUGUCAGAAAGAUAAGAUCUCCCCUCCAAUAUCGCUUGCCCCCUGGGCUGCUCAAGUUGUUUCUGGCGAGGAGUACUUUCUUCCCUGCCUGAUACUUCUGGAGGCAUUUCAUAGUUACCACGCCUCACCUUCAACAGACAAUGCCAACACCGUGAACGAAUCGGACGCACGUGAUGGUGAUCAAGGCAAGGCCGCUGGUGGCUCGUUACUUGAUACCCCCGGAAAGUCGGCAGAGGCGGCGCCCCCGACUACUGGCCGGCGCGGUGGUCAACGUCGCACUUUCCUAUCUCGUCUCGGCCUCUCUGCUGAACUUGAUUUGCCAACAUUGCUCACCACGGUCUGCAUGGGUGUGGUGCGCUACGCGGAAGAUGUUAACUACCUGGAGCACUUCGGUCCGCGCCUGCUGCAGUUCCUCCCGCCCACCUCGUGGGAGGAUUCGCUCACUAGCCUAACGCCUGCAGCUGUUUUCUCCCACUUGCGACGCUUCUCUGAUGCAGCAGCCUGCUGGUUCUACUGGUUGCGCGAAGCUCCCUCUGCCGUCUUCUACACCGACAUUUCCUCCAGCUCUGAGGAGGCCUUUGGUUGGCUGGCUGACCAAUUGCAGUCCCUGUGCGAGGACCUUGAUAAAUCACUCGACUCUGCUGUUUCACAGAACCUAACUGAGGACCUUCUUGGCACUGCAGAAAGCACUGCUGCCGUGCCUGUUGCUCUUCAUUCGCUUCCACCUGCUGUGCUCCUCCUAUUACGCUUCUUAAAAGGCCACAUGCGUCUACCUUCAAGCUCUGCGGACCCACAGCCUCCCCCUCAACCUGUCCCGGAGGUUAUACCAAAAUCUCUUCCAGCUCUGACUACCCAGUUACUUGUCAUUGAACUGUACAGUCGAAACGGACUGAGUUUACUGUCAAGUCUGGUUGAACGCAUCUCUGACUACCUUGUAGUCGUGAGUGACGCGUUCUGUGAGGCUACAAAUCCUCCCUCAGACAUUGACCUCUUGGUGGAGAUCCUCGUUUUGGCUGUGGAGGUUUUGGGAGCUCUUCUGGCGACGCUGAAAAAAGUUGUUGGUGGAGAAUUCCAUGAUACAACACUGGUCGCUGGCCUCUGCAAGGCAUUUGCUGCAGUUGUCUACCUUGACCAGUCCCUGCGUUCGCCGUUCCUGAUUUCUCGAUUGCGAAGUGGCGUUUUGAGCGCUCUAUCGGCCUACGCAAUUCUGGGUCAAGACGAAGUGAGCCUUGAGGGUUCUUCGAAGACCCUCUGGUGCAAAGUUUGCAGGGAAAUAUUCUCCUUUACUGUCUCCUCUCCUGAAUUCUUCCUUCCCGGUCUCAAAUUGCUGAUAGAUCUGCUGCCUCUGCCCUUACCCUUCGAGACCCUUUUCGAACCGUCGCCGUCGGAUCUAAAGAAUCUUCAAGCCUCCCGCAUUUGGUGGUGCCGUCUUCUCCUUCGCCUGCCCGUUGAAUUAUGCGGACUGCUUGAACUGCUCAGCCCGAGUCCGCGCAGUGGCCCCGUCUUCCUGACCUUGCGUUCUCUGGUAGAUCGCGUGGCGAAUUUGGGUCCUCCUAUUGCGUCCAUGUUGGCUUCAAGCACGGUGGAUAUCCUUUUAGAUCUCUUCUCAUCGGCUCAACUUGCGGACAAGACUAAGGAGCAGACGGCUGCUCCCAGAGAAGAUUCUUCGGGCGAUACAAUCAACGAUUCAGCACAAGCCGCCUCUGGGGCGGGUUCUGUAGUGAAUGAACUCUUCACACCCGGAUGUCUGCUAACUGCUGGAGCGAAAUUGGUCCUUGGGACUCCCUCCACCCCACCGACGCAUGAGUCGGGGCAUGCGUCUCCGUCACCAGCAGCAGCAGUAGACUGCAUUGACGCUCUGCUUGAUCAUAAACUGGGUGUACCGCCUGUUCUUCCGUCUUCUGCAAGUGCGGAGGAGAUUCAGAAUUGGGAGUGCGCCAAUCAUUUACCGAAUACGCAAUUUCUGGAUAGUCUGACUGGUCUCCUGCUAGUCUAUUUGGACCAUCCCGAUCGAGAUUUGAGCUCGCUUCUCAAUGUUCUCCAGAUUCUCCAGCGUCUCUGUUCUCACGACCAUGGUUUUACCCUGCUUCAAAAAGACCAUAUCUCGGUGGGUUCAGCGGACGACGUUGCCCUCUCACCAACAGGGUCAUCGUCCUGUAAGCUCCUCCGGCGUUGUCACCUCUGUGGAGCUCAGCUUCGUCAAUUGCUGCAUCGCACCGGCCAGGAGCCCAACCCCGUCCGCGACCUCUCCUCUCUUCUCGAGGUUAGUUGUCUGCCUGCUAUUUCAGUUCUUUGA
Messenger RNA from Dibothriocephalus latus, 4659 nucleotides. NCBI's taxonomy places the organism in Eukaryota, Metazoa, Platyhelminthes, Cestoda, Diphyllobothriidea, Diphyllobothriidae. The record is from the annotation of a GenBank genome assembly.